AUGGAAUACACUCUCGAGCCCAAUCGACCAAUGAAGCAUGUCGACCGCAAAGCCCUGUACACCCGCCUAGAGGCGCGCAUCACUUACCUGCGAGACUUUCUAGACUUCAAUUCAGGUGACGUCGAGGCAUUGGUGGCAGGCUCCAAGUAUAUCAAGGCCCUGAUCCCUGCCGUGGUCAACAUCGUCUAUAAGAAACUUCUCGAGUCCGACAUCACCGCUCGUGCCUUCCACACGAGAGAUACCGCCGACGAUACACCCGUUGAGGAGUUCUUCACCGAAGAAAGCCCCCAGAUCCAACGUCGCAAGAUGUUUUUGCGUUGGUACUUGAUUAAGCUGUGUUCCGACCCGUCCCAGAUGGAAUUCUGGCGGUACUUGAACAAAGUUGGAAUGAUGCACACUGCCCAGGAACGUCUGUACUCGCUUAACAUCGAAUACAUCCAUAUCGGCGCUUGCCUCGGAUUUAUUCAAGAUAUCUUCACCGAAGCCCUCAUGUCACAUCCUCACCUGUCUCUCCCCCGCAAGACCGCCCUGGUUCGCGCCAUCAGCAAGAUCAUCUGGAUCCAGAACGAUCUCUUCGCCAAGUGGAGAAUCAGAGAUGGCGAGGAGUAUGCCGACGAGAUGUCGGAGAUUAUGGUUGACGACAAAGAAGGGUACCUGGGUGACAAGAAGAUCCUGGGCGAUAACAGCAGCACCUCCGCAAGCUCGAGUGAGGAUGACCGCUCAAGCAUUCACAGUGGCACGGUCCCUACUUCAACCCCGGCAUGCCCCUUCGCAGAUAUGGCGAAGCCGGCAUCGGAGACCAAGAUUUGGGCCGGGUCUAACUGA
Aspergillus neoniger CBS 115656 is the source of this 825-nucleotide messenger RNA. Its product is annotated as protoglobin family protein. Bases 1 to 825 code for a protein of 274 amino acids. The record is from RefSeq and is a predicted model, not a curated record. NCBI's taxonomy places the organism in Eukaryota, Fungi, Ascomycota, Eurotiomycetes, Eurotiales, Aspergillaceae. The transcript is spliced from 3 exons. Gene Ontology annotation, molecular function: oxygen binding; heme binding.